CAUAAAUAUUGAAAUCAUAUGUAUAUCAUAAUGUCAUAGUAACACACUUAGGCGGAUAUAUAUAUAUAUAAACAUAUAGGGAACUAAAUAUAUGAUGUAUAUGUGUUUGUACUCACUCAUGGUCUAACCGACAUAAACUAAGCCUUAGCGAAUAAUACAGUCUAUCAUUUACUCAAUAUCCAUAUUAUGUGUAAUAAUAAUAAUUUUUAUCACUACUGUUAUUAUAUUAUCUCCGUUUCCCAACGAUUAGCUGGAGGAGGGGUGUAUUACAGUUGAAUGAGCACAGAUACAAAUAAUGUGCAUAAGUAUAUACAUAUAUAUGUCUAACUUUUAUAUUAGAUAUGCUUAUAUAAGACCAAUAAUAUUCUAUGUGAAUGAUAUUAAAAUUAACUAAAUCCAGUUGGUUAAAUCUAAUUCUUAAUCAAAAGAAAAUAAGGAAAAAGAAAUCUUUUUUUUGGUGACUGAUUCAAUUCAUAGAGUGGGUCAGUAUAGAAGAUAAAAUUAUGUUUUACUAAUACAUAUGUGAUUUUAUUUAUUUAUUUCUUCUGUCAGUUUGUCAACAAGGUUUAGAUACUACACUAUACUAUACCAUACUAUACUAUACUAACCAUACCAUACUGUACUAUACCACACUAUACUACACCAUACUAACCGUACUAUACUAUACUCAUCAUUCAAUAAUAUGACUAUACAGACUACAUUAAACUUACAAAAGUUCAUUUAACAUUUCAUUACAUAAUUAAUAAAACAUUAUAAUCCUGUAACCAACCAAACAAAAAAAAUUGAUUAAUGAACAUUACUUUUCGUUGAUUAUUCAUUAUUGGCGAUCAGUUUGUGUGUGUGUGUGUGCGUGAAAAUAAACAUAAACAUAUCGAUUAUUUGUUUAUUUAUUUAUUUUGUUUAUAUAUGUGUGUGCAGUUAACAAUCAUCUUUUGUAGUAGUUGUCGUUGUUGCUUGUGAAUUCUUUGGAUAAAAAUAUUACAUCAUUAAAAGAAAUAAAAAUCUUUUGAAGAAAUUGAUUGUUUUAUUAAAUCAAAAUUAUGGGAAAUUUUGUUGGACCAAGAAAAAAAUUAUCAAGAGAAGAUUUAACAUUUCUUAAAGAGAAUACACAUUUUACCAAACGACAAAUUAAACAAUGGUAUAAUGGAUUUAUACGUGAUUGUCCAUCAGGUCAAUUAAGUAAAAAGAAAUUUAUUGAAGUUUAUUCUGGAUUUUUCCCUGAUGGUAAUGCUGAAAAAUUUUGUACACAUGUAUUUCGUACAUUCGAUAAAGAUAAUUCUGGUCGAAUUGAUUUUAAAGAAUUUUUAUUAGCUAUUAAUAUAACAUCAGGUGGUGAUCCAGAAGAGAAAUUAGAAUGGGCUUAUCAAAUGUAUGAUAUUGAUGGUAAUGGUACUAUAGAACGAACUGAAAUGGUUGAAAUUAUUCGAGCUAUUUAUUCAAUGCUUGGUACAGAUAAUACAGCUGUGGAUAUUAGUCCAGAAGCUAGAGCUGAAGAAAUAUUUGAAAAAAUGGAUGAAAAUGGUGAUGGUGUAUUAACACGUGAAGAAUUUAUGAAAGGAUGUAUGGAAGAUAGUCAACUUAAAGCUAUGCUAUUAGCUGAUGAUCCAAUUGAAUAAAAAAAAAAUAAAGAGAACAAUCAUUAUAUAAAUCAACAAUAACACAUCCAAAAUGAAUCAUCUGUAAACAAGCAAACAAACAAAGAAUUCUAUAACUAACCAUUUCUCUUUAGCAUCAUCAUCAUUAUCAUCAUCAGUAUAGAUUAUUCAUAUUCAUGUAUUUUUCGAAUUAGCGUAUUCUACAGCGUGUUAGUAUUCUAUAUGAGAUAGAGUCACUAACUUUAUACCCAACCCACCCCUUCUUUUUUAUCCGAGCUUAGGACCGGCAGUAGUUCCAGAGGUCCUCCAGGUGGAAUUCAUAUACAUAUAUAUACAUAUAUAUAUUCUUCUAAAUAAUGUUUCAUAUCUUUCUCAUAUUUGUUUUAAUAAAUUUUAAAAAAUUUUCAGGCGGUUCAUUCAAAACUUCACGAUACAUGAAAUUUCCUUAUCUCUUUUUUUCUUUUUUUUUUGAAUAUUUACAUAUUUCAUUGAAUCUAUUCAUAUAAAAAGUAUAUUAUAAUUAUGUAAUACACAUUUCAUAUAGACAUUUAUAUAAAUCCAUUGAAUAGAAUGAAUCAAUAUAUUAAGAGUGAAUAAUAAUACAUAUGCCAUAGUAACCGUUUAUUUCCUUUAAUCAUUUCUUGGAUGACGUUUAGUGAUAUUCAUGCCUAGUUCAUUUAAUUGUUUAGUUGCUAAGGUGAUAAAUGUAUUUUUGGUAUGAGUUUUCUUCUUUUUUUUCUUUUCUCGUUUUUUUUUGUUUUUGCUUUUCAAUUUCUUACUCUAAUUCAACAUCAUGAUGACACUUACACAAAAAAAAGAAAAACACCAACAAAAAAAACACGAUGACGUAACAUCUUUUCUUUUAAUCUUAUUCUCUAUUCAUCAAUCAUCAAUGAUCCAUUGAAUAUAGGAUCAUUAUAGAAAAGUUUCAUAUGAUGAUUAAAUGGAAGAUUUUAUUCUAGAUAAAUUACAUUGACAAGAUUUCUAAUCUAAAUUUAUAAUUGUAGAAUUAAACAAUAGGGCAAACUAACUAUUCAAAAUACCUUCAAGUUUCAAUAGAUUCAUCAUAUUACCUAUUGAAAUGAUGAUCAUAUCCACACACACACACACACACACACACACACACAAACCCCUUCUUUCUGAUGAUUACAUAAUAAAUAAACAUUGGAUUGUUUGGUUUUCUUUCUCUCUCUCUCUCUCUCUCUCUAUAUAUAUAUAUAUAUAUAUAUAUAUAUAUAUAUAUAUUGGUUAACUUGUUUAUUAUCAGAAGGGGUUUUGUGUAACAUCAAUAUAGAAACAAUAAAUGACUAUUCAAUCAGUAUUUGUAAGAUUUGAUAAUUGUGCAUUUCUUUUCUCUCGUUUUUUUUUGUUUUUUUUUUAAAAAAAAGAAAAACUUUAAGAAAACAGGGUAAACUUUUUCAAAAUAUACCAUUCCCCCCCUCUCACUCACUCACUCAUUGUUACUCACUGACCCUCACUCACUCACCCACUAACCCACUCACUCACUCGCUCACUCAUUCUUACUCUCGUUAUUAUUAUAAAUGAAACCUUAAAAUGUAUAUUUUUUUUCGUUUGUCUUACAUAACUCAUUAAAUUUUACUCAUAUUCUUAUUAUUAUUGUAAAUAAUUGAUUAUGUAAUCAAGCAUAGUAACAAAAAUAUCCAUUCUAUUCUUAUUGUAUGAAUAUAUACAUAUAUACAUUUGAUUGUAUACAAAAUAAAAUUGAG
Molecule: messenger RNA, 3322 nt
Organism: Schistosoma haematobium
Lineage: Eukaryota; Metazoa; Platyhelminthes; Trematoda; Strigeidida; Schistosomatidae
Exons: 4
Coding region: 1041-1616 (191 amino acids)
Molecular function (GO): calcium ion binding
Source: RefSeq, a predicted model, not a curated record